Molecule: messenger RNA, 1747 nt
Organism: Cygnus olor (mute swan)
Lineage: Eukaryota; Metazoa; Chordata; Aves; Anseriformes; Anatidae
Gene: GAS8
Product: growth arrest specific 8
Exons: 12
Coding region: 75-1601 (508 amino acids)
Biological process (GO): flagellated sperm motility
Cellular component (GO): microtubule; Golgi apparatus; motile cilium
Molecular function (GO): small GTPase binding; microtubule binding
Source: RefSeq, a predicted model, not a curated record
GGGCCUCCGCCGCGCAACUCUCGCGAGAGCUGCCCGCGCGUUGCCAGGGAGACGGCGGCGCGGCCCCGGCCGCCAUGGCGCCCAAAAAGGCCGGGAGGAAGGGGAAGGGCGGCAAGGCCCCGGCCGUGGCGGACGCCUCGGGCCCCGAGGAGAUGAGCAGGGAGCAGCUGGGGGAGCACAUCGUGCGUCUCCGGGAGGAGCUGGAUCGGGAACGGGAAGAGCGCAACUACUUCCAGCUGGAGCGCGACAAGAUUCACACCUUCUGGGAGAUCACCCGCCGGCAGCUGGAGGAGAAGAAAGCAGAGCUGCGUAACAAGGACCGCGAGAUGGAGGAGGCGGAGGAGCGGCACCAAGUGGAGAUCAAGGUUUACAAGCAGAAGGUGAAGCACUUGUUGUACGAGCACCAGGAAAACCUCACCGAGCUGAAGGCAGAGGGCACCCUGUCCAUGAAGCGGGCCCAGAAGGAUCACUGGGCCCAGGAGAUGGAGCUGCGCAAAGACAUGCGCUCCUUAAAGGUGGAGCUGAAGGAGCAAGAGCUGGCCAACGAGGUGGUGGUGAAAAACAUGCGCCUGAAGCAAGAGGAAGAGAUCACGCGGCUGUGCAACGACUUCGAGAGACAAGUGAAAGAGAUUGAGGCCAAGUACAGCAAGAAGAUGCAAGUGCUGCGGGACGAGCUUGACUUGCGCCGGAAGACUGAGAUCCAUGAGGUAGAGGAGAGGAAAAACAACCAGAUCAGUGAACUGAUGAAGAACCACGAGAAGGCCUUCAGUGAGAUCAAGAACUACUACAACGAUAUCACCCUCAAAAACCUGGCGCUCAUCAGCUUGCUCAAGGAGCAGAUGGAGGAGAUGAAGAAGAGAGAGAAUCAGUUGGAAAAGGAGAAGGCAGACGUGCUGCUCCAGAACAAGCAACUGAAGGAGCCCCUGCAGCAGGCCCAGGAGCAGGCGUUUGAGCUGCAGAAGAAGUUGGCCCACUAUGACAUGGACAAGGAGGCUCUGACGAACACAAAAGCCCGUCUGAAAGUCAUCCAGAAGGAACUGAAAGACCUUCAGUGGGAGCACGAAGUGCUGGAGCAGCGGUUCAGUAAGGCUGCGGCGCUGGGUCACGAGAGGAUCCGCGUGGAGAGGCUCCCGCUGCAGUGGGGAGAGCCAGCGACAGACUCCCUCGUUCUGCUGGUGCAGGCGGAGCGAGAUGAGCUCUACCAGAAGUUCACCAAAGCCAUUAACGAGGUGCAGCAGAAGACGGGGUUCAAGAACCUGCUCCUGGAGCGCAAGCUGAAAGGACUCCUCGACAUCCUGGAGAAAAAGGAGGUGGAGCUCAGCGAGGUCUUUGCAGCCUCCAACCUCGACCCGGGCGCCCUCUCCUUGGUCUCACACAAGCUGGAGGACGUGCUCAAUUCCAAGAACAGCGCCAUCGAGGACCUGCAGUUCCAGCUGGCCCGAGUCUGCAAGGCGCACAACGACAUGCUGCAGACGCUGGAGGCGAAGCUGACGGCUUUUGGGAUCCCGCUGGACAACCUGGGCUUCAAGCCCCUGGAGAGCCCGGUGCUGGGCCAGGCCUUGGGGCAGGGCCCCGCGGGACUCGUGGCGGUGCCCACGUGACCCCAGGCAGCACCCAUGGGUGCUGGCUGUGCUCGGGUGCUCCUGGGGCAGGGAGCAGGGCUGCGCCUGCCUCACGCCACCAGCAUCCCACCCCAAGGAAGGUGAUUUUUUUUUUUUCUUUGAGACUAAGGGUGCUGUUUGAAUCC